Molecule: messenger RNA, 1455 nt
Organism: Pieris macdunnoughi
Lineage: Eukaryota; Metazoa; Arthropoda; Insecta; Lepidoptera; Pieridae
Source: the annotation of a GenBank genome assembly
AUGGAAGAAGACGAUCCUGUUGUUCAAGAGAUACCAGUGUUCUUAUCCCAAGCUUUGACAAAGAAUCUAUACAUCUAUCAGUAUCCAGUAAGACCGGCCAAUAGGGAUUGGUCAAAUGCAAAAGUUGAAAAUGUAUCUAUUAAACCGCGGAACAAAUUAGUACGAAUGGAAAUUGGCUUAGAUACUUACAGCGAUAAGUAUUGUUCAUCCAAAGGUGAACAGAUUGCUGUUAAUACCGAUGGGCUGCAUGGAUUAAUUAAGGAUAAAGAACGUGAAAAAUCUAGAUAUUUUAAGACUGAUGUAAUGGAUAAAAUUGUUUAUGAAAGUAGUUCUACUUGUGUUGAUACACAACAUUAUGCUAUUGGAAUAUUGCAAGAUAAGGAGCUGCAUUGUACUCCCAUCCAAGGUAUAGUCCAAUUACGUCCAUCCUAUUCAUAUUGUGACAAACAAGAUAAAAGGAAGCAGGAUAAGAAUGAAUUGGAUGUGUCAGAAGAUGAAGAAAAGGAACCUGAAAUACAGCAGGUCACAGUAAAGUUUGCACGAGUAGAGACUGAAGUUGCAAAGAAAGCCAGGGAAAAAUCCUUUCACACAAUUAGUCAAAAGGUUGCUGAAGAGCCAUGGUAUGAUGCAUUGUGGAAAAGCUCAAAAAGUGAUCAGGCUGAGUUGGAGAGAUUGAAGCUGUUUAGUGCAACGUCAUCAGACGGGUCUGCUUUGACCUUAGAGGCACGGGAUUACAUCAAAGAACUAGUUCCAAGUGCUGAAGAAGAUGAACAAGAAACUGAAAAAACACUAACUUUGCCAGAAGUCAUUAAGGAGAUACUAUUGGAUGCUAAACUAAUGACAUUCACGGAACUCCGUGAAGCGGUACGCCGUAGUGGCCUACAAAGUGGCGACGCGGCCCUUUUAGGCGCUCUGGGCGGGGCCGCUUGCUGUGUGAGAGGCUUGUGGGCGCCGAGAUCACAUGACGUAUACCCGCGCGCCACGCCUGCACCCCCAAGACUGCUUUGUGCUGCUAGGGACCAUGUGCUUUAUCUUUUCACUCAACACCCAUAUGUGGACAGGCGAAAAAUUACCGCCGCAGUCCGAUUGCCAGCAAGUGACGUGCUUGGAAUACUUCAGUCUGUCGCUAAACUAAAUCCCAACACGGGUUGGGAGCUUUUAUUACCACCGGACCUCGCCUUCGAAGCUAAAUAUCCAGAAAUAAUACAACGCCAGAAUCUAUACUGGGAAGCCAGGCAGCGGCAGUUCAACGAAAUGCUAAUGGGAGAAUGUGUACCGAAGAGGCAAAGGAAGAAAUCCCAAAGAGAUUCUAUAAGUUCUGAUACAAUGUUAAGUCCAAAACCGAGGUGUAAUAGUGUUAGUGAAGAGGAAAGUGAUAGAAAACGAUAUAAAAAUAAAUCUGCUAGUGGGGUGGGAAAACGGACUAGACAUGUCAGUGGGGGACCGGAUACGUGA